Messenger RNA from Paramormyrops kingsleyae, 1402 nucleotides. Its product is annotated as synaptogyrin-2-like. Gene Ontology annotation, cellular component: synaptic vesicle membrane; neuromuscular junction. NCBI's taxonomy places the organism in Eukaryota, Metazoa, Chordata, Actinopteri, Osteoglossiformes, Mormyridae. The record is from RefSeq and is a predicted model, not a curated record.
UUGUUCCCUGAAAAGACUCUUCAGCAUAGUUACCCCUGACGUGUUAUUUUCCGCGCUGGGCGGUUCUUGCGCUUUUCGGGAAGCGGCAGAUCGGGCAACCUGAGCAGUCAGAGCGAACCUGCGAGCGCCUAACAGAAGCCCUGCUCACUUUGAUGUUUUUGGAUCUGAGCGAUUUAGGAUCCGGACAUGGACUCUAGCGCGUACGGCGCCUCGCUGGCCGGGGGCGCUUUCGAUUUUCUUGGUUUUUUGAAACAGCCCCAAACUAUAGUGCGGAUUUUGAGUUGGGUGUUCGCCAUCAUCGUUUUCGCCACCAUUGUGGCCGAGGGUUAUGCCACCACGGGCAGUGCGACCCCGGAUGCCAAGUGCAUGUUUAACCAGAACGACGGAGCCUGCAGCUACGCUGUGACUAUUGGUGUGAUCGCCUUCCUGGCGUGCGUCAUUUUCCUGGUCCUGGAUGCCUACUUUCCUCAGAUCAGCAAUGCCAAAGAGAGGAAGUACAUCGUCAGUGCAGACCUGAUAUUCUCAGGAGCGUGGACAUUCCUGUGGUUUGUAUGCUUCUGCUACCUGGCCAAUCAGUGGGCUAAAACCAACGUGACGAACGGUGUCAUCGCCGACGCGGCCCGUGGCGCCGUUGCCUUCUCCUUCUUCUCCACCGUCAGCUGGGGCCUUCUGGUUUUCUUCGCGGUGGGAAGGUACCGCCAAGGGGUGACGGAGUUUGGGCAGACUUAUGCCGACCCGGCCCACGACACUCCGUACCCGCCCUAUGCCACUGGAGCUCCUCAGGGUUACCAGCAGUCUCCCUUCACCAGCGGCACGCAGCAGCAGCAGGGUGAAGGAUCCUACCUGCCCCCCUCCUACUAAUGGAAUUGGGGUGGGGGUCGGGGAGGUGACACCAGGUGUAAGCCGCCCAAUGACGAAACGCCGCCAGUGCAAUGAAGCUCCGCCCUGUGUCUGGCUUAGCCAAUUAAAUGAGUUCCAUGAAAUAGUGGUAUAGAUGGGGGUGUGCUGGUGGUAUUUAUUUGGCCAAAGAGGAGAUGGGGUGGAAGGGGAGAGGGAGGGGGGGCAGGGAGGGGGUAACAAAACAUCAAAUAAGGUCUCAAUUAUGACACUGUGCUUGCUUUUUUCAGAAUGUACUUUGUACUUUGUUCUGUGCCUGCUUGUGUGGGGUAAACGCCAAAGUUUUCAAGUUUUCAUUUUGGUCCCAAGUAUUUUAAAAUGCAAAUUAGCGAUUUAUGGAUGCGGCCAUAAGCUCAUCAGCCAGGGAUCUUUGGAGCUAAAUGCCGAUUUCAGGGUCUGGUGGUGAGAGACCUGUUCCAACAGCACAUGAGCAAUAAUCCAAAACAUUAGACGAUUCUCAAACCUUGUGUCGCACAUCUUAACGAUGGCGGUGGGUUGUGUAAUU